GUCGUCGCCGCCGUCGUCGCGGAGUGAGAGCAGUCGUGGUGGGAGCGGAGCGGACAGCGCGGGCUUUUGGAGCGGCGUGAUGCCGUGAGCUGGUGAGACCGCGGCGAAGUUGUUUCUUUUUUUUUUUGCCAUCGACUCUGCGGAGCGUGGGGACAUCCGCCAUGGAAGAGGAGACGGGCUUCAUCAACAGCCAGCCGUCCAUGGCGGAGUUCAUGACAGCGCUGCCGCACGUCAACGAGAGCUUCCACAACGGGGGGCGGUGUGCCACCGCCUGCCAUGUGCCAGAGCCCUCUGGGCGGCUCGCCCGGCGGCGCCAAGAUGCCGCUCGGCGUGCCGGAGUACCCCUGGAUGAAGGAGAAGAAGACCACGCGCAAACAGCACCAAGGGUUUGCGUCUGCGAAGUCGAGGAAUAACGAUCUCAUGCAGAAGACAGGGGUUCCUAGAAAUGAAAACGGAGAAAACGGAAUGCCGCGACGUCUGCGAACCGCCUACACCAACACGCAACUUCUGGAGUUGGAAAAGGAGUUCCACUUCAACAAGUACCUGUGUCGGCCUCGGCGGAUCGAGAUCGCCGCAUCGCUCGACCUCACCGAGCGUCAAGUCAAGGUGUGGUUCCAGAACCGGAGGAUGAAGCACAAGCGGCAGACGAUGAUGAGCAAGCAGGACGACAAGGGCAACGGCUGCGACGGCACCUCCGAGGGCGAGGCGCCCGAAGGCGAUCAGCGGCUGCCGCAGGUGGCUCCGGUCGCCAGCCCGUCGCAGGGCGUCGAGGAGACUGGCCGAGACGCCGGCUGCUGCCCGCCGGUGGCGAGGGCGGCCACGUCUUCGCCGUCGGGAUCCGAGCCGGACUCAGACUCCAAGGGUCACCUGCACCCGGCGCUGGGACUGGCGUCGCCGGCCCGCUCGGACAAGACCCCGACGCCCGGCAAGGAGAGCGGCUUCGGCGGCGAGCGGCCCAGCCCGCUGGGUCGUGCCGCCAGCCCCGCCGCCCGCGCCGCCGCCGCCGCAGCCGCAGCCAAGGCGGCUGCUGCCGCUGCCCUGUGUGCCCUGGACGCGGCCAGCCCUUCGGCCGCCACUUAUCCUUGUCCAAGCGCGCGUGUGGCUUCUUCUCCGAAGUGCCAGUUGUCGGCGCAGCUGUACGGGAACCACUAUGGUCAGCAACAGGAACGCGCCGCGCCGGCUGCCAUUGCCGCCGCGCAGCAACCCUACAGCAGCGCCUCGGCGCCCCAGCACCGCGUCGGCAGCCAGCCCGGCGCGUAUUGCGCGGCCGCAUACCGCUCGCCACCAGCCGCCAGCCCCGCCGUCGGACCACAGCCGGGGGCCAGCAAUGGCUACGUGGCCGUGCUGCCCCACGGCUACAAGGCGGCGGGACCCAUGUACUACCACCACCAGGGUGGUGCAUCGGUGCAAGCAUGUGGCUACGCACCCACAGCCGCCGCCACCGCAGCUGCCACGCACGCCAACAUGAUCGGCGCCUCCAUGGACGCCCACCAGCAGAUGCACCAUGCACCGAGCCAGCAGCCAUCGCCGCAGCAACACCAGCCGCAUCAUCCGCACCAGCAACAGCAGCAGCAGCACCAACAACACCACCAGCCAUGUCAGACUCAGCACCAGGCGGCCCAAACGCAGCCCAACGUUCAGCAGCCAACACAUCAGCAGUCCCAGGAGCAAAGGCCGUACAUGUACGGAAUGGAAGGCAUGAAUCAAGCGACAGCGUCAACCCAGGGUUACGUGGGCGAGUACAGGGGCGCUGGCCAGGAGUACGGGCGCGUCGGCUAUGGUGCCGCGCCGUACAACAGCGAGGCCGAGAGCAUCGAGGAAGGGCAGUACAACGGGCCCAGCGAUGGCAGCGGCUACCCCUACGGCUACCGCACGUCAGAGUGCUACCCGACCGAUGAGGCGAGUAACAUGGUGGCUUCGCCGAGCGGUGACACCGGCAUGUACUACGACAUCACCUGCAACGGCAGUUCCUUGAACCCCGCCACUAGCCGAACACCAGAGUACGCGCCUCCCACGGGCAAGCAGCAACAGCAACAACCGCAACAGCCGUACCAGCAGGCACCUGGAAACUACUACGAGAUGCAAAACGGCACUGCAUCGAACGCGGCGACCAGCUACAACCCGUCGCCCGAACACUACAACGGCCAGAGCUCGUCGGACACCGACCUCAACUUCAACAGUUUCUACUACGGUGAUUCCAAUGGCUACUCGGGACCGGGAUCGUGCGGCUCCAACGAGUUCAGUUUCCUGACGAACAUUGCCAACGAGUACGCAGCGCCUGAGUACUAUCAGCUGAGCUGACUGCAAGACGAUGAGUGAAGCGAAACAUUGAUAGCGUGAGCUUGCGCGCUCCGUUUCUCUGAAUGUAUAAAUAACAACCAGGGUUGUUGGGGGGAACGAUCUUGCGACCAUAAUGGCACAACGACCAGUGCAUGCGAAAAGGUGCGUGACUCCGACAUGGCGAACUCCUGUCUUUGAUGAUGCCGGAGCCAGACAAGAUUGCGCGUUGCGGGUCGCCGGCUACACAUACACUUGACUUUGCUACCAGAGAGAAAAGAAAAAAAAAGUUCAUCUUGUCUGAGAAGCAAUUUCUUGAGCUGUGACGAAUAGUAUGCGAGAAGUAUGGUAAUAAGCACAUUGGUCCAGCACACGUUGUAUCUAGACCAGUAUAUAUACGUUUGUGCCGGGAGUGACUAUGUCCGGCUUCACAAAAGGAUACGUGUUCCCAGCGAUCGUGAAAUGACGCGGUUAAGCACGCUUGCCUAUAAGCAGGAGAGAGAGGUCCAUUCAGCAACCCCAACCUUCCGGCAUUUUCGUUUCGCCCUGCAACGAGUGCAAUAAUGCGGCUGGUCGUAAACAUUGCCAUGCGAACAGAAAACUCACGCACAAAAGAGCCAUGUUGACACGUAAGAAAAAGAAGUCUGCUGUGAUUUUUUUAAAUGUCUUUGUUUGUAAAGGUGUACAUAUAACAUGAAGAGGCGCUGUGCAAUCUUCUCGACAACGCGAAGCUUAUAUUCACGCACAGGCUGGCUCUCGGCAAUGUGUUACCUAUACAGUGAAUCCCUAACUCACUCCAGCACUUCCUUUUUUCCAAGCUUUCAGAGUGAUGAAGCUUUCCCUUGAGCUUUAGUGUAGAGAGGAACCAAAAGCACGUACUCGAAAGUACGUGGUCGCCGAUAAAAGAGGAAAAAAAAUAUUGUAAACGACAAUUUUUUAUCAAUCGCUCGGUAUUAUUGUUCCUGCUCACUUUAGUUUUCUUUUUUCUUUUGCCUGCCACCCCGCUCUUUCUGCGUCUCCAGUAUCGCGAUUCAUUCUUAUGUAUAGCGUGUACUGUAUAAAGCAUUGUUGUCUAUCGUGUCUACACUAUGUGUUGAAGAAAGUUAGGUUGUACAUAUUGUUACGAAAAGUGGCACCGCCGUCGUAAAAAAAAAAAACUCUGUGUUUUCCAGUCUUUCUGACAACAGGUGUUGUUUCCACCGCAGGAUGCGGCACAAUAAUACGAAGACGAAACGACUCACUGUAUGCUAACUAAACAUGUUUGUGUACCGUUUAAGGCUGCACGAGAGAACAAAAAAUAAGUCGUAAGCAAUCGUACCGAACAACUGAUUUCUUCUCGUCGUGUUCGACUCUCACAAUACUUGCUUGGACAUAACGCUGUAUACGCUUCGAGUGAACGUUCCUGCUCCCGAUGUUCCAAGACACGAAUAAAUGCUGUCUCCCCGAUGAAUCUGGUGCAUUUGAAAGUGUGUAUGAGAUGCGGAUGUUCACUGGAUCACAAUUAAAACCUCCUCGUAUGACGAA
Rhipicephalus microplus (southern cattle tick) is the source of this 3801-nucleotide messenger RNA. RefSeq names its product homeobox proposcipedia (gene pb). Lineage: Eukaryota; Metazoa; Arthropoda; Arachnida; Ixodida; Ixodidae. Gene Ontology annotation, molecular function: DNA binding; DNA-binding transcription factor activity, RNA polymerase II-specific. The record is from RefSeq and is a predicted model, not a curated record. Gene Ontology annotation, biological process: regulation of DNA-templated transcription.